GAACACGUCCCCGCAGUUAGUGCCGACCUCAGGCACUCAUGGUGCGGUCGCGACGGAGGUGGGACAAUGUUCGGAGGUUGGGGUUAAUAUCAUGAAAGAGGGCGGAAAUGCUGCAGACGCAGCCAUUGCUAGCUCGUUAUGCGUGGGCGUCAUCUCAGCAUAUCAUUCGGGUAUCGGCGGAGGCGGAUUCAUGCUCGUCCGGUUCAACCAGCCUGGUGGAUCACACGACUAUGAAAUGAUUGACUUCCGCGAGACCAUGCCAGCUGCUGGCAACGAGACCAUGUACCUUACCGCGACUAGCCCCACCGCAUCCACUGUGGGCGGACUAGCAAUCGGCGUUCCCGGCGAGCUGCGCGGAUGGGAAGCUCUACAUCAAAGGCACGGCAAGCUGCCGUGGAAGAAGCUUUUCGAGCCCGCCAUUUAUAUCGCUCGUAACGGCUUCGAAGUCAAUGUUGACUUGGCUAACGCGCUCUCUGCAACUUCUUACCCCUUCUUGACGCAUGAUCCCCUCUGGGCCGAGGUGUACGCGCCGAAUGGGACCCUGCUGAAACAGGGCGACACUGUAUAUCGCAAGAGAUACGCCAAUACUCUCGAAAAGCUGUCCAUCUAUGGCGCAGAUUACUUCUACAAGGGCGAGCUAGCUGUCAACACCGCCGAAGCUGCUUAUGCGCGUGGAGGCAUCCUGACCACAGCGGACCUGGCCAAUUACACCGCUAUCAUCCGCAAGCCCUCAAACAUCACGUAUCGCAACCAUCGCAUCUUUUCGACUAUUGCUCCUUCCUCUGGCUCGGUGGUGCUUUCCGCUCUUAAGAUCUUCGAGGGUUAUCCCGGGAACGCGCUGCCUUCGGACCCCGCUAUCAACCUCACCACUCACAGGCUGAUAGAGGCGACAAAAUUCGCCUAUGGCCAGAGGACCAACUUUGGAGACCCAGCGUUCACCGCGAACGUCUCUAGUUUGGAGCAAGAGUUCCUCACAGAAGCUUCAGCGGAAGCCGCUCGGGCAAAAAUCAGCGACAAUCAGACGUUCAACGCGCUCUACUACAACAUCAACAAUUAUCUGGUAUUGAAUGACUCCGGUACCUCCCACGUCGCUGCAGUCGAUAAAACUGGUAUGGCUGUAUCAUUGACCACCACUGUGAAUCUGUACUGGGGAAGCCAGGUCAUGACAACCGAUGGGAUCAUCUUGAACGACGAGAUGGACGACUUCUCAAGCCCCGGUCAAACGAACGCAUUCGGGUUCGCCGCCUCACCAGCUAACUACAUCGCGCCUGGAAAGCGCCCUCAAUCAUCCAUCGCGUCAUCCAUCGCGGAGGACCUCAGCACAGGCCAAAUCUCAAUAGCCACCGGGUCCGCGGGCGGUUCCAGGAUCAUCACCGCGACGCUACAAAACUUGCACUGGUAUUUGGAUGUCGGCUUAUCGCCCUCCGACGCUGUCCAUCAAGCUAGGUGGCAUGACCAGUUGACCAACGUCACGUAUUUCGAGAUCGCGGCCCCGCAGUUGGGCAUGGCUGGGUUCGACAAUCGAACAGUGAACUACCUGGCCGGACUUGGCUACAAUAUUACCUACGAGGAUGAGAGUGGAAGCACGGGUCACAUAAUCGGACGUGCUGCGAACGGGACUCUGACUGCUGCUAGCGACCCUCGUAAGGCCGCCGGUCGCGGAGCAGCCUUCUGAGGGUUACGUAUUAUGUUGUAUGGGGUCCAUCUUAUUUACAAUACAGUGGACGCUAUCUGGACGGACCAGUACGUUGGGGCCUACUGCGCGGAUGGGUACAUAGGCAUUAUGAGGAUUCCACUCAAUCUACGACUCCCUCGACCCCCCCACUUGGGUCAGCACGC
Messenger RNA from Gloeophyllum trabeum ATCC 11539, 1839 nucleotides. Its product is annotated as gamma-glutamyltransferase. Lineage: Eukaryota; Fungi; Basidiomycota; Agaricomycetes; Gloeophyllales; Gloeophyllaceae. The record is from RefSeq and is a predicted model, not a curated record. The transcript has 18 exons. Gene Ontology annotation, cellular component: plasma membrane. Bases 92 to 1675 code for a protein of 527 amino acids. Gene Ontology annotation, biological process: glutathione catabolic process. Gene Ontology annotation, molecular function: glutathione gamma-glutamate hydrolase.